This is a messenger RNA of Spodoptera littoralis (African cotton leafworm), 762 nucleotides long. The record is from the annotation of a GenBank genome assembly. Lineage: Eukaryota; Metazoa; Arthropoda; Insecta; Lepidoptera; Noctuidae.
AUGUAUUUACCUCUUUACAAUGAGUCAGAAAAGAAAAUCUACAACUACAUCAAAAUUCCGUCGAAAUUCUGCUAUUAUGUGGUGUCAGUGCCAUUAUUUGCCUUUAUAUCUUGUGUUGUAAUAACAAUGUACAAGGACUUCGAAAACGCAAACAAUACUCAUUGCAAGGUUCCCAACGUCUUCCCAUCAAUAUCAGCGUCUAUUGGAAAUUAUGAACCACAAAGUACAAUAUGGAAAGCAGCUGUUUACAUACAUGCACCUAUGCGAUUCUACAUGCUGUAUUUACGAUGGAAAUAUUAUAGAAGUGUUGUGCUAGAGAGCUGUGUUGUUAUAGUCAAAUUAGCAGUAUUUUUAAAUAUCAUAGAAAAUUUUGCCUUAUUAGGACUCACGCAUUGGACAUCGUCCAAAAAUUAUCCUUAUCAUGAAGUUUGUUUUAAAACAUUCAUUGGGACCUCAGUAUUUUAUAUGCUGUUCACAUGCAUAAUGCUUUCAAAGUUACGAAGAAGGCCAAAUAUAACAUACAGAGAAAAACAUUCUGUGAAAUUAAAAUGGAGAGCUUUUAUUGUGAACAUUACUUCAUUUGCAUCUGCUGCUUACUUCUUUCUGAGACAUAAUAGACUAUGUGAACCUUAUGUUUAUUCAAUGUUUGGUCUAUCAGAGUACAUAGUGGUGUUCAGCAAUAUACUCUUCCAUUCAACAACAGUUUAUGAUCUACAAAUUAAUUUUAUUUGUUUGACUAAUAGAGGGAUUGUUGUUGAAUAA